Molecule: messenger RNA, 2145 nt
Organism: Linderina pennispora
Lineage: Eukaryota; Fungi; Kickxellomycota; Kickxellomycetes; Kickxellales; Kickxellaceae
Exons: 1
Coding region: 125-1993 (622 amino acids)
Biological process (GO): siderophore biosynthetic process
Source: RefSeq, a predicted model, not a curated record
CGUCAAGCAUCCAGAUCGUCACUACCAGCAGAAAUUUUCUUUUCUCUUUAGCUUCUCUCGCCUCGCUCAACCCCUACUCUCCACAGCCAAACCGGUAUAUUUUCUACGCUACUCUUCAAUUGCCAUGGUUGCCCAGUCAAAGAACAAGCUCCUGCCCACCGCGCAGCUCUCGGCCCUGCUGGCCCAGACAAUGGCCGAUCCGUACCAGACACCAAAGACCAAAUCCGGGUUCUUGGAACACGCCCGCUUCGGCACUGCCUCGCGCCUCCUCACAUGCCUGACCAACGAGCAGCUGGUCGACGCCCUCUAUGUUGCCGACAGCAUCGAUGCAUCGCUGAGCUUUGCUCUGAUCACGCCGUGCAAUUCAAAGCCCGACGAGCUGCUGGUCCGCUCCGUUGUGUGCCAGCUGCGUCACAAGCCGGUCCUAGCAGGCAAGGCAGACAUCGGGCUGACUAAUGUGAGCCGCAUCUCGUUCCUGGACCCUGAGGACCUGGCGCUUGGCAUGUGGUUGAUGGAGCAGGGCACUGGCGAGUUCAGGCGCCUGACUGACCCCACCGAGAUAAUGCGCAUGGUCGGCGAAUGGAAUUCCUCUGAGCCCGAGGCCAUUGCCAACAUCUGCCGUGAGCUGGCGAGCUCCAUUGAGAAUCAGGCCUAUGCCUUUGAGCAUCGCAAGCCCAGUCCAGAUAUCCUGCAGUCGACGGCGAUCGACUGGGAGCAGAGCAUUGUCGAGGGUCAUGCCACCCACCCCAUGCAUCGCGCUCGCUACGCUGUGGAUCCACUUGAGCCCAUUGCGCCAAGCACCGACCUUUUCCACCUGCGCCUGGCGUUCGUGGCUGUCCCGCGCUCGCAGAUGAACGUGGAAGGCGACUUUGAGAAGCUGCUGGCACCCCUGUACAGUGCUGCCGACUCCGACGAUGGCAAGAACCAGUACAUUCUCGACUUCACCGACCGUGCCACGGAGCUGGUCAUGCCUGUCCAUCCGAUGCACCUGCCUGCGAUUCGGAAGAUGUUUGACUUUGUCCGCGUCCUGCCGUUCUCUGCUCCCGCCGAGGCCCAGGCGUCGCUGCGCACAGUGUGCCCAACAGCCUUCACGCCGCUUGGCUACGACAUCAAGCUGCCGCUGGGCAUCAAGGUCUCGUCGGCCCUGCGCACCAUCAGCCCUUGGUCGACUUUUGUUGGUCCGCGCAUCACCGACGCGAUCCCCAAGAUCCUGGAUAAGGCGCCGGUGCAGGAUUCGCUGCUAAUUGCUGGUGAGCCAGCCAGUGCUGUAUCCAACAACCAGGACUUUGACAUUGCAAAGUAUCUGUCGUGUAUUAUCCGCGAUGACCCCGAGUACAUCUGCCGGCCGCGUGGCGAACGCGUCAUCCUGGCUGCUGCCCUGACCAACUUUAACUCGCAGGGCGUCAGCAUGGCGGUUGAGCAGUGGAGCCUGGAUACAGUCGAUAAGCGCCGUGCCUUCCUGCGCAGCUACGUCAGCAAGCUGUUUGACGCGUUCCUGCCCCCGAUCAUGAACCACGGGUUUGCCUUCGAGUCGCACCCGCAGAACAGCCUUCUCAGGAUCGAUGCAGCCACCGGCGACAUUAAGGGUUUCAUUGCCCGUGACUUUGGCGGAGUCAAGGUCCACCGCGAGACAUUCAAGAAGUCAACUGGCAUUGAUAUCGACAUGCUGCCUGAUGCUUGCACUGACGCACCCAUCAUGUACGAGGUCUACGAUCUCGCCUACCACACCCUGGUUCAAUGCCAGAUCCACCGUCUGGUGCGUGCCUUGGAUCUCCACUAUCAGGGUAGCGGAUGGGCGGUGGUCCGUGAGGAAUUCGAGAAGCGUGUCCCUGAGCACCACCCGAUGCGUGAGGCCUGGUACCAGGACUCGUUCGACCUCAAGUGCUUUAUCACAAUGAAGCUUGACGGGCUCUACCGCGACUAUAUUUACAAGAAGGUUCCCAAUGUCUUGUUCUACAAGAAUGAGGAUGAGGGUGUAGUGUUUCCUCAGUAGUCACUCGUCGUAGUUCCUGGCGAUAUCCUUGGGUCUACAUGGCGAUUUCCCAAUACAUAUUAUCACGUCUAGCCGCGUGUCAUUUGGAGGCACUUUGGCACUUUGGCACUUUACAUAUUCGCCAUCAGUUCCCACAAAGCGUAGCAUUCUGG